CAACAGCAGACCAGCAGACGACUUACGACUUGUUCUGUAGCAGCAGAUGAUAGUGACAAGUGUUGUAGUGUUACCAUAACCGUCCAAAAUCAACUUAAGAAUUCAUAGUGAUUGUAAAAAAGUGUAGUGAAUUGUGAAAAAAGACUCGAAUUAAUUAAUUUAUCCACCGCUGACAUAUCAUAUCUGCUAUGAUAAUCGGACUUCUGGAAAGUACCAAUCUGUUUUUUCCGAAAACAUUGCAAUGACUCCUCAAUACAACCCCAAUUUGCACUACACGAAACAGCCCUUGUUGACUCAUCAAACGCCUGUGAUAUUUUACAAUAAUGCAAGCAAAAAAUCAAAAGUUAAAAAAGAGAAAAACAAUACAAUUAAAUGUGUUAUUGUCGGAGACAAAGAGGUCGGAAAAACAGCCUUAGCAGUAUCGUACAGUAAUGAUACUUUUCCCAACCAGUAUGUUCCAACGGCCUACGAUAAUUACAACGUUGAGGUUCAGGUGGACGGGAAGCCAAUCAGAUUAGAGCUAUGCGAUACAGCUGGUGAGGACGAUUUCAAUCCUCUCCGCAACCUCUGUUACCCUGGAACUGACGUUUUCAUGUUAUGCUUUUCUGUGGUGAAACCCGCGUCGUUCCUCUCAGCCUGCACUCGGUGGGCCGACGAGCUUGCGAGAUACCACGAUGCCGCGGUGGUGCUUGUGGGCACCCAGAGUGAUCUUCAAAGUAACACUGAAAUUAUUCAGGGAUUAAGACAACGCAGACAACGUCCAGUGCGUCCGUCCGAAGCCAGACAAUUAGCCGAACGUCUCAAUGCGCCCUAUGUUGAGACUUCGGCGAAAACGUGCCAACAUUUGAAAGAAGCUUUUGAUCAAGCCAUUAUGUUGGCAUUGAGGAAGAAUAAGAAAAGGAAGCCGUGGCGAAAAUUGUGUUGUUUUUGAAGAAGAAACCAUUCCGUUCCUUGAUAGGUUGUGAAUUCGGGAUUAGACAUAUCUGUCUGAUAUACAAUUUUGUCAGAAUUCUCUCUUGAUAGUAUUAUUUAACGACUGAUCUAAAUUUUAUGGAAAUAUGUUCUUUCAUCGCGUUGUGAUAAUAUUUUUGUUAAUCGUCGACGCAAUAAUUGACAAAUUUAUUCUUUGUCAUGAUGUGUAAAUACAUUACAUUUGGGUGUUUGUCCCCUCAUUUUUAUUUACAUCAUAAGUUAAGUGUAAUUAGAUCUCUUUAGAUUCGUUAGGUUUUAAUAUUAUACAAUUUUACUGCUCAUAUUAAUACUCUUAAAACGUAUGUAAAAAUGUGAUAAUUGGUUUUUAUCCAACCGUAUUGUAUAUGGUUACUUGUUUUAGGCUUAUUCAUGGUGUAAUAAUUAAUGGUGUUAUUAUUCUUCCAAACGAGAAAAUUUAAAUUUUAAGAUUAUAUUUAUUAAACAGUUAUUUGGAUUUUAAA
This is a messenger RNA of Tribolium madens (black flour beetle), 1433 nucleotides long. RefSeq names its product cell division control protein 42 homolog. Bases 242 to 931 code for a protein of 229 amino acids. NCBI's taxonomy places the organism in Eukaryota, Metazoa, Arthropoda, Insecta, Coleoptera, Tenebrionidae. The transcript is spliced from 3 exons. The record is from RefSeq and is a predicted model, not a curated record. Gene Ontology annotation, biological process: small GTPase-mediated signal transduction. Gene Ontology annotation, molecular function: GTP binding; GTPase activity.